AUGGUUGGCCCAAUCUUACGAUCUGUAUCGAUAACACAGUUGUUAGGAUUCGUUAGUGUGAAAAAGGUGCUUUGCUUGAUAACGAAUAAGUCUCUGUUUUUCCAACGUCUGUCGAGUAAAAAACCAAAAUCAAAGGGUAUUCAGAAUGCUGACAAACUGUCUGCCAGCUGUCAUUUCGAAAUGGCUCCCGAAACACCUCAGAACUUAUGA
Cylicocyclus nassatus is the source of this 210-nucleotide messenger RNA. The record is from the annotation of a GenBank genome assembly. NCBI's taxonomy places the organism in Eukaryota, Metazoa, Nematoda, Chromadorea, Rhabditida, Strongylidae.